AUGUCUUCAGUUUCUCGUUUACCUUCACGUUUGCCUACAACUGGGCAUAGUGAAAUUACGACUAGUCAAAAAUCUUUAACGAUUCCAACCUCACAAAAAUCUUCUAUGAUGCGAACAAAUUUGAAACCGCCAACUACAAUCUCAAAGCCUAGCUCUUCUAUUACUCCACCGCAAUCUGGUAUUCAGUCCUCUACGAUUGAGGUAGAGUCUUCCCCACCAAAUCAUAGUGCUGCGAUGAAUACUCGCCUGAGACAACCACUUAAAUUGAAAAAUGAUUCAAAUAAUGCAAUUAGAAAAAAUGAAGAAAGCUUUCCACAAUUUGGUAGAAAUACACGUGUCGCUCCAUAUGACCCUCUCGGCACCACAAAAUUUUCUGGUAACAGCAAUAUAAAGUCUAAUCCUUCAUCAAGAACAUUAUUCAACCUCAAGAAAAGCAAUUCUUUGAGUGUACGAUCUAGUAACGUUCCAUCGACUGAAAUGGAUAAUCUCCGCACGGAAAAUUCACAACUCCGUAUUGAGCUUGAAAGACUUCGUGCAGAACAAGCCAAAAUUUUAGCAGAAAAUGAACAAUUAAAAGCAGAAAAUAUAGAACUUUUAAAAGGAAAAGAACGUGAUUUGGCCCAAUAUCGAAAUGAAUUGGAAAUAGCUAAUAAUUUAAUAAUCGAACAAUCGACCACCAUGACCGAACAACAAUCUCUUAUUGAAGAGCUGAUGGCUCAGUUAGAUGAACAAGAGCAAGUUUGUCAAGACCUCCAUAACAUGAUUGAUACUUUCAAAGACAAACAAAAUCUUUCAGCCAAAGUUGAAAACAAACCAAAAGUACAAAUAACCAGAGAGGAUUGUUCCACAGUUCAAGCUUAA
Messenger RNA from Dentiscutata erythropus, 861 nucleotides. The record is from the annotation of a GenBank genome assembly. Lineage: Eukaryota; Fungi; Glomeromycota; Glomeromycetes; Diversisporales; Gigasporaceae.